Messenger RNA from Neltuma alba, 759 nucleotides. Its product is annotated as G-type lectin S-receptor-like serine/threonine-protein kinase At1g11330. NCBI's taxonomy places the organism in Eukaryota, Viridiplantae, Streptophyta, Magnoliopsida, Fabales, Fabaceae. The record is from RefSeq and is a predicted model, not a curated record. Bases 1 to 759 code for a protein of 252 amino acids. The transcript is spliced from 2 exons. Gene Ontology annotation, biological process: recognition of pollen.
AUGAGUUACAUAGCAAAUGCACCAGAGAAGGGAAGCGGUUAUCUGGCUGUUUUUCAUGUGGCUAACAGAGAACAACCCCUCAAAGAUUCUACUGGAGUUUUCACCAUAUCUGAGGAUGGCAACCUUAUGGUGUUGAACUCACAAAAGCACACACUUUGGUCUUCUAAUAUGUCAAAUAUUAUUCAUCCCAAUUCAUCAAUUGCUCAACUCCUAGACUGUGGGGUCCUUGUUCUCAAAGAUAACACUACUGGAGAUACACUAUGGGAGAGCUUUCAGAAUCCUUCUGAUACAUUUCUGCCAAAGAUGAAACUUCAAACAAACCCAGAAACAGGUGAAAGAGUAAAGCUUACUUCAUGGAAAUCUCCUUCUGAUCCUACCAUUGGAAGCUUCUCUGUAAAUAUUGAACGCCCGGAUGUUCCUGAAGCUAUGGUCUUUAACGGCUCUAAGCCAUAUUGGAGAUCUGGCCCAUGGAACGGUAGGGUAUUUCUGGGAAUAUAUCAGAUGAAUACUCGGUAUCUCACAGGAUUCUAUCUAGGAAAAGAAGAUGAUGGUACUAGUUAUAUAACUUAUGAUAAAGGAGACCAAUCGUACUUUGGUCUCCUGAAGCUGAAUUCAGAUGGAAAAUUGAAAAUAGUUGGGUGGGUUAACAAGGCAGAAUAUGGGCCAUGGAUAUUUCAAGACUCUAAAUGUGAUGUCUAUGGUUAUUGUAUGAACUUUGGAAUCUGUAAUCGUCAGAAUUCAACCAAAUUAGCUGUUUGA